CUCUCUCGCUCUCGCUCACGUCUCACCCUCGCUGCCUCUCGCUCUCUGCCUCCUCUUCUCUUGCUCGUCCGCUCGCACUCCAUAACUCUCUUCCUCUCUCUUGCGUUCGCUCGCCCUCGCUGGCUCUCUCUUGCUCUCGCUCGGGCUCGGCCCCUAUUGCGCUCGCUCGCCCUCUUCUCUGCCUCUCUUGCUCUCGCUAGCCCUCCGGCUCUCGCUGCCUUUCUCUCGCCCUCGCUGUCUGCCUGACUCUUCUUUCUAUCUUUUUUCCUUGUUACAGCUAACAACUACUCUCACUCUGACCGUCCCCUUAUCUUCGUUCCCCCUUGCCGCCCGGUUACUAGGUGAUCAGUGCCGCCGCCGUCGAAUCACAAACACAAACUGGGCUGAGCCGCCGUCGAUUCACAAACACAAAUCGACGUUUCCGUGCUCGGUGCCGCCUUUCCGUGCAACACGAAUCGUCGCUACCCCUUCCAGCCGUCGAUUCACAAACACAAACUCCGAGUGCUCGGUGCCGCCAUCGAUUCAGCUUAAAGGGAAUGGCUGAUAUAGAAGAGGAAGUAAACCUGAAAUCUGGCAGUCUGAGGACAGAUAAGAAAAAGAAAAGAAAGAAGUUGUUAUUGCAGGAAGCUACAGCAGCUGAAAUGGCUGAGAUAGAAGAAGAGGCCAACAUGACUACACUUAAAGAGGAAGCAAACCUGGAACCUAGUGAUGUGAGGAUGGAUAAGAAAAAGAAUAGAAAGAAACUGUUAUUGAAGGAAGCUGCAGCGGCUGAAAAACGUGGGAUUUGCUACUUGAGCAGGAUUCCUCCACGCAUGGAUCCUCUGAAGCUACGUCAGAUUCUCUCUCAAUAUGGAGAAAUUCAGAGAAUUUAUCUUACACCUGAAGAUCCUGCUGCUCAGAUUUACCGUAAAAGGGCUGGUGGGUUUCGAGGACAAGAAUUUUCGGAAGGAUUAUCAUGUGCAAUCAUAUGUAGGUGGGUUGAAUUCUCCAAAAAAAGUGUCGCCAAGAUGGUUGCAAAGAUGUUAAAUGGUGAACAAAUAGGUGGGAAGAAGAGGUCAUUGUUCUAUUAUGAUCUUUGGAAUAUCAAGUACUUGAGUAAGUUCAGGUGGGAUGAUCUUACAGAGGAGAUUGCUUAUAAGAAUGCUAUUCGAGAGCAGAAACUAGCAUUAGAAAUUUCUGCUGCCAAGAGGGAACGGGAUUUAUAUCUCUCUAAAGUUGAUCAGUCUCGUGCUUUAACCUCCAUACGAGAAAGAAUAAAGAAGAAGCAAAAGGUCCAAAAUGAGUUGGGGAUGGCUUCGGAGCUAGCCCCAGAGCAGCAGGCGCCUAAGGUGAUUAGGCAAUUCCCACAAACACGGCCUGUGGAUAAUGCUGAAAAAAGCAAACCUCGCCUUUCUAAAGACAUCCUGGCUGGAGUAUUUGGUGUUUCUUGAAGUUUAAUAUGCACCCUCAUAUUAGGUAGGUAAUUUACCUUACCUUUCCUUGGAGGCGGCUGGAAAUUCUCAAAAUCCUAGGAUUUCACCAAUUAGCAUCACUGACUGCUAACUUGUUUGAUCUGAGUUAUGAAACAACCAUUUCAGUGAAAGCAUGGCCAAAUGAGAUCUCUCUGCACUGCCUCCCCAAAAGUAUGCCCUUUUUGUUUUGUUAAUUAUUUGUUCUCUUGUAUAAUAAUUGAUAUAUUCUCUCAUUGCCUGCUUGCUAUGGCAAUGAUCAAAUCAUUAUAUGGACGGUGCCUAUUGUGGUGGCCAAUAUUUGCAGAAUUAUUGUCCUGAGGCAAACGGUUUCUAAUACAGAAGUCAAGUUCUCUUGUGAGUUACAGCACUUUUGAUUGAUGGAAUGAAUUUGAGGCGCUGUAAAAGUAUUCUUAAUAGAUGCAAACAUUUAUUUUUUUGUUC
Diospyros lotus (date-plum) is the source of this 1892-nucleotide messenger RNA. RefSeq names its product pre-rRNA-processing protein esf2. Gene Ontology annotation, molecular function: RNA binding. Bases 537 to 1430 code for a protein of 297 amino acids. The record is from RefSeq and is a predicted model, not a curated record. Lineage: Eukaryota; Viridiplantae; Streptophyta; Magnoliopsida; Ericales; Ebenaceae. The transcript is spliced from 8 exons. Gene Ontology annotation, biological process: endonucleolytic cleavage in ITS1 to separate SSU-rRNA from 5.8S rRNA and LSU-rRNA from tricistronic rRNA transcript (SSU-rRNA, 5.8S rRNA, LSU-rRNA); small-subunit processome assembly; endonucleolytic cleavage to generate mature 5'-end of SSU-rRNA from (SSU-rRNA, 5.8S rRNA, LSU-rRNA). Gene Ontology annotation, cellular component: nucleolus.